GCUGGUAUGUCGCACGCACGCAUUUUCGGUGCGAUUUUCUUCUGAUUCUGUCUGAUUUUUUGGCGGGCCGCCGCGUGGUCGGCCGGCCCUGUCGCGCAUCUCAACUUCGUGCGAAGGGCGCCUGCUCGUGGAGAGAGAGAGGCGAAAGAGAGACUGGAAAACGGAGCCCUGUGGAGCCGAAUGGCUGACGUGGCGUCAUAUGGUCCGGCGGACGUGGCAGAUCGAGGUGGCAUCGCGGGGAUAGGCGGGCGUCGCAGGCGGGCGUCGUCGUGGGCAGACUUGGCGGGCGGGCUGAUCUCAGAAGACGACGGGCAGAGAUGACGGAACUUCUUGUGCAUGAAGCAUGCCGUAAGGGAAAGUUGGAGGUUCUCGAGGAGGCGGUUGAGGCUGGCUGUGAUCCGCGAGAGAGGGGAUUGCAAGCUGGGACUUUGCCAUUGCAUUGGGCAUGUCACUAUGGACACCUCAAAUGUGCGGACUAUCUGUUGAGGCUCGGCUUAAAUGACAUUAACUGCAGAAAUGAUAACGGCAACACUCCCUUACAUUAUGCCACAAUUGCUGGAAGGCUCGAUGUUGUUGAAUUCCUCGUUAAGAACGCAGCUGACGUGAAUAUCAUAAACAAUGAUGGCCAGUCCCCACUUCAUGGAGCAGUCGGUCAAGGGUGGUAUAACGUUGUGAAAUACCUGGUGACGUACCGGAGCAUGUCCUGCCGUGAAUGCCGGCGCUAUAGGUGCCGAAUUCAUCAAGUGGAUAUCAAUUCAGCGGAUUGUAUGGGCACAACUCCACUGCAUAUUGCAAGCACAUUCCUCACAAGCCGAAUGUAUGAUCUUCUUGUGAGACACGGGGCGGAUACAAGAGCCGUUGAUGUGUAUGGGCGGUGUCCGAUUUCUCCUCGAAUACGACGGCAGCAAUUCAUUAUGGAGUGUGCGCCUUUUGUUUUCAGUUUGUUGUUUCUGUUUGCUGGUAUUUAUGUCAAGAAAUGUGUGCUUCGCAAUGAUGUUGAGACGGUUGAGGGAUCAACUGAUGUCUGAUUUUCUGAGGCAACUAGUGCAGUGUACAUAAUUGCUUUUUCUAGUGAAUUUUGCUUCUAUGAUCAUUCUGAAAUUACUUCCGUUCAACAAGCAGCAAGAAGGAAAGUUCUUUGUAUAUUACAAAAGUGUGUGUGUAUGCACGUGUGUGCAUGUGUGUAGAAUGUAUAUAACACAUAGAGCGUAUUGCCUGCAAAGCAGGACCUCUUAUGUAUGCGCAUGCUCGAAUCUCAUCCACAAAGAGGUCACACAUGUGCUUGUGUGCUGGAGUGUUUUCUGGUCUGGAAAACAGCCACAAGACUGAAGAUGCAAUGGACAAGUGAGAUCUUUGUUAGCAGCAUUUGACGAAAAAUGAGGAUGAUCUGUGCAUCAUUGAAAUUCUUUUUUCUUUAGGCAGCACCUGUAGUGUGGUUUAGAGUAGCUGCUAUUAAUCACUCCAUGUGCUUUGGGUCUUGCUGGGGCUUUACAGGGUUUAGGUGUUUUUCAUCAAUAUUAUAGCUCAGGAAUCUUCGCAGUUUACGGUUUAGGGUCCAAAGUCUAGGGUUUAGGGCUUAGGUUCUAGGGUUAGGGUUUAGGGUCUAUAACUUAGGGUAUUCGAUUUAGGGUUUAGGGACUUGGUCAUGUCCGCGUUUGGUAUACUAUUUCCAAAUAACUCUUCAGGUCGUCUGUUAGACUCUUCUAUUUGCCUUAAGGUUUCGUCCGGGGGUUAGGAGCUCUGUCUGGUGAGUGUUUGAGGCUUUCAACACCAUUCGUUGGUGCUAUGUCCGUACCUGGUCAUAAGAUCGCCCAUAUACGUGCUCUCUUAGCCUGAACCUUGCUAGCAUCAUUGGGGCCUUACUCGAAAUGUCUUUACUCUUUCCUGUUCUUCUGCCUCAGUUUCUCACCACCUCUGCACUGCCUCUUGAUUUGUCACUCAACAAUUGCUCAGCUCAUAUGGGAUGAAAUGCUCUCUUGUCUUUUUUGUCCCUCUCCCCUCCCCUGGCCCCCCGCCCCCUCCCCUUCUUUUCUGAAUUCUUUCUUCUUAUAAGACGGCACUCUUCGUUUUGAGAUGCAAAAUGUUAUGCUGCCUCUCAUUUGAGAAAUUUUGAGAUGUAUGUGAUAUAUUCGAUUCAAUUCUUUGAAUUCUUUCUUCUUCACUUCCUUUUUUUCCCAGGGAAAAUUGUAUGGUUUGUCUGAAGAGGGACACUGUCUUGCUGCCACACAUGUGAUGCAUAAGUGUUAUAGGGAAUUGUUUUUGGCUUUUCUUUUCUCUGUUCUUUAAAACUCUUUUUCCUGCUUUUUCUCCCCCAGAAGACUGGAUUGACUUUCUAGAGAUACAAACUCCUUGGCUGCCUGCUUUACAUUCAUAUAUGUGCACACCAGUUUUUUGAGUUUUAAAUUCAUACGUGCACCAGUUUUGUGUACCGACCACCGUGGGAGUGGCUACCGUCUUCGUCUGAAUACAACAAGAAUAGCAAAAUCGGUAAAUUAAAAUUUCCCAAGAAAGUUCCGUUUUCAGACCUCGGCGAAGAAAAUCCGAAUAUGGGCUUGGCGGAAUGGUUCGGAUGGUGCAUAUGACAUCAGAGCGAUAAAGGCAAUCGCUAAAU
This is a messenger RNA of Chara braunii, 2611 nucleotides long. The record is from the annotation of a GenBank genome assembly. NCBI's taxonomy places the organism in Eukaryota, Viridiplantae, Streptophyta, Charophyceae, Charales, Characeae.